Anas platyrhynchos (mallard) is the source of this 2503-nucleotide messenger RNA. Its product is annotated as butyrophilin subfamily 3 member A2. Gene Ontology annotation, cellular component: external side of plasma membrane. Gene Ontology annotation, molecular function: signaling receptor binding. NCBI's taxonomy places the organism in Eukaryota, Metazoa, Chordata, Aves, Anseriformes, Anatidae. The record is from RefSeq and is a predicted model, not a curated record. Gene Ontology annotation, biological process: T cell receptor signaling pathway; regulation of cytokine production.
GUCUCUUACAUAUUCAUCAGGUCUCCGUAAAUCAUUAACAUAGGUUUCCACCCCUAUCUGCAUGCACACUAGAGUCCUCAGGCGGUUGUCCAGUGUACUCUGCUAGUCUUUUGAUGUAGGACAGAAGCCUUCCUCACUGCUAAACUUCUGAUCUUUCCUUUCUUUUACAGACUUCAGCAGUCAAGCCAGUUCUUGCUGGCUUCAUUAUCUAUGCAUGCAGUCUUUGACACCCUUAUCCUUGGGGUCACCCUCUCCUUGUGGUUCACAUACAAUUGUGUUAGCUACGAACUACAGAAUCAACAUCCUUUACCACGUUCCCCAUCUCAAUCUUUUAGGGUCAUCCUGUCCUCGUACUCCCUUGGUCAGUCCUAUCCUUGAGGUUGAUAUACAACAUAAUCCCUGGGAUGGCUGAAACCUGCAAUAUAGACGUGCUUUCCCUUGUUCCCUGUCUCAGCACACAGCUGUGCCACUUUCCCUGCAGCCUCUGAUCCCACUCCGCUCUGGAGCCUCUUGCUCCCAGCCCCCAAAUGUCCAAGCUCCUCCCAGAGUUUUACUGUUGUCCGGAACUGCGUAGGAGAUCUGGAAUUUUGGCAUACCCCUGUGUUUCCUGCAGCUCUGCUGGGUGCAGAGAGGGACGUCUCUGUCGGUGGGGCUUCCUUGGAGAACAACCCCUGGGGGCUGCCUGCUGUGUCCCCCUGCCCGUGAUAAGCACAGGCUCUGUGCCUUGCCCAAGGUGCUGCUGGCUGUGGCUAUUUGUGUCCGGGCCCAAGCUCAGAGUGGAGGGACCAGGCCAGCCUGUCACUGCCACCGUGGGACAGGAUGUCGUGCUGCCCUGCCACUUGUCCCCUCAACGCGAUGCUCACAGUUUGGAGGUCAGGUGGAUCCGGGAUGAGUUCUCUGAGACAGUGCACCACUACCGCAAUGGAGAGGACCUGUACGGGGAGCAGAUGCGGGCAUAUGCCGGGAGGACAGAGCUGGCCAGAGAUGGUCUCUCUGCUGGAAGCCUGGACUUGCGAAUCACGGGGCUGAGACCCUCAGAUGAUGGCCAGUAUGUCUGCACUGUGAAAAAUGCUGAUGCUUAUGAUGAAGCAACAGUGGAUCUGGAGGUGUCAGCUACAGGCGCUGACCCCCACCUCUCCCUGGGGGGCUACGAGGCUGGAGGCGUCCGGGUGCUGUGUCGAUCGGCCGGCUGGUACCCGCUGCCGCAGCUGCUGUGGAGGGAUGCUCGCGGGCAGCACCUGCCCUUGGUCUCCCAGACACAUUCCCAGGACCAGGAGGGGCUCUUUGAAAUCAAAGGUGCCAUCAUCGUGACCGGGAACGUGGAGGGGCCCUUGUCCUGUGUGGUCAGGAGCAGCCGCCUCCAGCAGGAGUGGAAAUUUUCCCUGCACAUCGCAGCUCCCUUCUUCCACAACGCCCAGCCCUGGAAGGUGGCUUUGGCUGUGGUCCUCGUGCUUUUGGCUGUGUCCAUUGGCCUCGGUGUUUAUCUCUUUCGAAAGCAAGCGGCACAGAGGCGAGAGCUGGAGAAACAAGCUUCAGAGAUGGCGAAAGAACGUGCAAUAUUUGAGAAACAAGCUGCAGAGCUGGCAUGGAGAAGGUGUCUGCUGCCUCAUAAUACAGUGAAGGUGACCCUGGAUCCUGACACUGCUCAUCCCCAGCUUGUUCUGUUGGAAGACAAUACAAGCAUGCAUUUGGAACUUACAUGGCAAGCAGUGCCCAACAACCCAGAGAGAUUUGACUGUUGUUGCUGCGUGCUGGGCCGUGAGGAGUUCAGAGAGGGGAAGCACUGCUGGAAGGUGGAGUUGAGAGGCGAGUUGGAAAAAGAUUCAAAUUUGGCUGUGGGGGUGGCCAGGGCAUCAGUGAAGAGGAAGGGGGGAAUCAACAUGAGCCCUGAAGAAGGGAUCUGGGCGCUGCAGUACGAUGAAGGACAGAUCAUGACUCUCACAUCUCCUCCCAUACGCUUCUCUGUGUCCCCUGUUCCAAUGAGGAUCUGGGUCUGUCUGGACUAUUCAGCGCAGCAGGUGUCUUUUAUCAACGCUGACGAUGGGGAAGAGAUCUACAAGUUCACAGGAGCUUCCUUCAAUGGGGAGAGCAUCCGCCCCUGGUUCUGGCUGUGGACAAGCAGCGUCCAGCUGUGCCUGAGGAGCAGCAUUCCCCAGAUCCUGUCCCCAGCCCUGGAGGGCUCCUGCCCUUCUCCAGCCACUCCUGCAUCACCUCUCCUUGAUCCUGCAGGAGCAGCACAGGAAUGAGGGGCACUGGGGCCAGGGGCUGCCCCGUGUUCCUCCCUUCACACUGAGACCUGUGACAGUUGGUGGGGGGCACUCAGAGUUCAGACAGCCAUUUGCUUCAUGUUUGGGAGCCCCAUUUGUGGGCUCCAGUUUUCUGUUCCUAACUCCAUUUAUAAAUUUGGCUUUUUUUGAAAGCAUGAAUUAUUAACAUGGAUUUAAGUGUAAAAGAAUUAGUAAUACUCCUUGUAGUUAAUUACAUCAACUUUUGAACAUGGAAA